UGGUUCUAUUCUAUUAUUCAUGGCCUAUUGUGGCGAUAAUGUUUGACAAAAAGGCAGAAUGAACAACGAAACAAGGGAGAAAAUAAUAGCCAAGUCGAUCCGGCCUUGAAUGACAGCUGUGUUGUGUGACCUUGAAUGACUCAAAGUAAGCGUCAGAUAACAGAAAACACGCUGUGUUGUGUUUACCUCAAGUUGAAAAAUACAGAUAAAACAUUCGACUGACCAUGGACGCGGGGGACGUGAAGGAGAGGAAGGUGGUGAUUGCUAUGGAUGGGAGCACACACUCGGAGUAUGCUUUCAACUGGUACCUAAAUAGUUUCCGGUUACCACGUGACCUCGUGUUACUUGUCCACUGCAUCGAACGACAUGAUAGAUUUCAUGCAGCCCUGGGUAUGUCUGACGUCAAGACCAUUUGUGAUAUCUUAGCACAAGAGGAAAAAGAAGAACAACUUUUGAAAAAGCAGCUGGAGAAGAGACUGAUAGACCACAAGCUAACGGGCACGGUAAAAACAGGUGUUGGCAAACCAGGUGAGCUAAUUGUGUCUGCCGCCCGCCACGAGAAAGCUGACCUCAUUGUUUGCGGCUGUCGUGGGGUCGGCAAAGUCCGGCGAACCAUCACCGGAAGUGUCAGUGAUUUUAUCGUCCAUCAUUCCCACGUCCCUGUCAUCGUCUGUCGUCAUCCAAGCCACUUACACGAGUUGAAGGACCAGAACUGAAUAGUCAAAGUGACGUAAGCAUGGAGGAUUACAUCUAGUCACGUGCACCACACUUUAAACAUAGAAUUAUGACGUAUUAAAUAUGAAAUCCUUUACCUGUGAUAACUGGGGACAUACCUUAAAGCUUGAGGAAGGGAGUGACGUAUUAUAGUUGACCAUGCAUAUUGAAGUAGAGUACUACUAUUAAUAAUGUUGCUUUCGAUUUUGUAUGAAUAUAGUGUAGACUUGGUUGUGUGUGUGUGUUGCAGGUAUGCUUGGUCUAAUACUCUUGUUACUUGUCAUAAUGAAUUUGUUCAUUAAAGGGGGAAAUAU
Messenger RNA from Ostrea edulis (European flat oyster), 1028 nucleotides. Its product is annotated as universal stress protein in QAH/OAS sulfhydrylase 3'region-like. The coding region runs from base 225 to 716 and encodes 163 amino acids. NCBI's taxonomy places the organism in Eukaryota, Metazoa, Mollusca, Bivalvia, Ostreida, Ostreidae. The transcript is spliced from 5 exons. The record is from RefSeq and is a predicted model, not a curated record.